UUGUUGUGGAGAUCAUGUUGCUGUGAUGAUUAUGGUUGAGACUUAUGGGUGACGGGAGAAAGUGUGGUCUCUCUGCGUCAGAUAAUAGAGACUAUUAAAGACUCUUUGUCAUCUCACCUAAAUAACCUCCAUUCUUCUUUUAAAACAGCUAUUCUUCUUCCCUUAUGACUCCCAGCCCACUGCUGACUUCCCUCCUGCUGCUCUCUCUUCAUUUCUUCGCCUUCGCUCUUUUCUUACGGCUCCUUUAACCCAUCUCUCCUUCCUCCCUGCCCACUCUCUACCCUUCAGAGUGGCGACACUACGACUGCCUGCGUCAGCCAGCCAGGGGAAGCUGCGACUGGAGGAUGCCGUAUCCUGCAGAGAGCCAAAUGUUUGUGUGUGGAAGUGCAUGAGUGUACGCAGAUGGGAGAGCGAGUGAGUCAGGGACGGCUGCCUCUCAUCUCCCCACUGUCAUCGCCCUCCUUCGCGUACUCCUCUCCUUCUCUGCUGCCAUGGAGCUCCAGCUGGCUGAAUCACCACGGCAUCUGCAGAAAGGGCUGAGCAGGUGAAUGCAUGUGUGCGCAAGGUGCUUGGGCCAGUAUGGGGAGCGUGUGUCCCAGGACGUGGACGUCGGGCUCUGCUGUGGUGUUCUUCAACACCCUGGCUUUGUCCUGGACAGGUGCGAUUGAGCCCGCCCCUAAAAUUGAUGGACGGCACCAGGCAGCGGUGACGAUGCGGGAGAAUAUGACCCACAAGUUCAACUGCCAGUCAGAGGGCUGGGAUCCCCGAGCUCCCCCUCUGCUCACCUGGUACCUCAACGGGGAGCAGCAGAGAGCCCGGCCUCCAAAUCAUGACCGUCUAGUGGCGCCGUCACAACCAGACUCCGAGCUGACGAGACCGGGGAACGACCACAACAGCACCUUCUCUCUGCGGGCCAGAAAGUGGGACCGGGAGCUGGUGUGUGUCGCGUCCAACCCCAGAACAGGAGAGAGCUACAACGCAUCAAUCACCCUCAACGUCCAGUUCCAGCCAGAGGUCCUCAAGGUAAACGCUCACUACAGUGAAAGCUCGGACCCGGGACUGUCCCUGGUCCUCUUCGCCUUGGUGCGGUCCAACCCGCCGGCCACCAUCACCUUCACUGACCAGUCCGGCCAGCCGGUGGCUAACACGUCUGACUUCCUCCUCCUGGACUCACAAAGCUACCCCUGGCUGACCAACCACACCCUGCGGGUCAAGCUGAACGGCCUGUCGGAGAACAUCUCUCUGAACGUCAGCAACAGCGUGGGCGCGGUGCAGAGCAACCUCAAACUGGCAGAGUUCCUGCAGUCCCGCGUGGAGGUGCCCAUGCUGGGGAUAGUGACCGGAGGAGCCAUGGCGUUCAUGGCUCUCCUCAUCCUGACGCUCAUAGUUCUCUGCCUCAUGCAAAAAAACAAGAGCAAGACCUUCGAUGAGCCGGUGGAGAUUCUGAUGACCAAGAAAAGUGAGUCAGCAAAUCUGAAGACGGAGAAGGCAGAUAAGACUCACAUCCCCAGAGAAAACAUGUCUCUGCCUUCCAACAUGCAACUCAAUGACCUCAGCACUUUGAGAAAAGCUAGAGAGGUUGCCCAGCAGAACAGUGUGGGAGAGGAGAAGAAAGAAGAAGAGGAGGAAGAUCUGUCUUUAGCCUACGCAGCAAGAGGGUUUGCCAGAUAUCCCAUGGUGGGCUACAUCUAUAAGGUGAACAGCACCAGCAGCGAGGAGAUCUGGCUCUGACCCACCCCGGCGUGACGCAGAAACUGUAUGUGCAUGCAUAACUCCUUCUAUCGAUGCAGCUGUACAAGAAGACACCCAGAACAACUUACACUCAGUGGUCCAACCUAUAAUCUUCCCUUUCAAGCUGAAACCAGGGUCCAGAAACCACCUGAUGAGAUUUGAUCUGUUUCUGGACGCAUGAACGUCCAUUUUAUGUCCACAAAAGAAAAACUGUAGAUGUAUAAGACCGAAAACAAAUCAGGCGCAGGCAGGUGUUUGCACUGCUGCCGUUGUCUCAACAAUGCAACAUGUGACAUAUGAUUUCCUGUAACCACAUGCUCAUAAUGUCCUCCCUUGUUGCAUCGAUGGUCUUUACGUGCUAAAAUCAGAAUGUUACAUGUGCCAUGAUUAAGAUGGUGCAUAACUGUAUAGAGGAUAUAACUAUUUAUGGACAUGCAACAUGUCAUGUACUGUAUAUUUUUAUGCGUAUGUAUAUGUGUAUAAGAUAGGAAGUCUAAUAAAGAUAAUGAGAUUAUAUGCAAGUGAAAUGCUGAAAAUGCUGUCCGAUUGUCUCACGUCCACCAGGGGGCGCCCUGGGGAGAUGUGAUGAGCUGGUAAACGUGGCUUAUGUGAGUCAUGAGGUUGGGGUGUGUGUUUCACCUGUUGUGGGCUGCUGAAAACACUUUAGGCCUGGUUUUCUGUCAAAAGCAGAUGCAGAAUAGGAAUAAUGCAUUUACAGUCUGUUUUCCUUGUGCGUGUGUGUGUGUGUGUGUGUGUGUGUGUGUGUGUGUGUGUGUGUGUGUGUGUGUGUGUGUGUGUGUGUGUGUGUGUGCCAGGUGUUAGCUCUGGGUCACAGGUUGCUGUGGCUUUUCUUCAAACAGGAAGCACAGUUGUGUUGUGGGAGCAUCUUUCUGCUCUCUUGUUUCUUCCCACUGCUGUUUGUGUGCCGACAUGAACGCAGCCCGCCACACACGUUGGGGAGAAACACUCACAGAACAUUCAUCUGAAUCGCGCUGGUGUUUGCUCUCUUGUUUUUACCAGAUGGAGCUGCUCACUAGUGUCGGCACACAUUUCCCACAGCAACUGCGAAGCACACAGCAGCCGGUGUCGACACAGUCGUCAGUCAGUGCAGAUCAAACUUUAUUAUCAAUAAAUGAUUUUGAUUGUUCCUAACUCGCUGUUGAUAUCUUCGGUGAAAAUAAAAAAAUGCAAAAAAUCAAUAAGUAUCUUAGAAACUGUAUGUUUGAAUGUUUUUUAAGUGAUCCAGUGUUGAAACUUUGACGUUUUUCUGCACCAAACAUGCCAUUUUUAGUUCAAAAUAAACACUAUUACUGGUGUUAAAUAAUUUAUAUGGGUAAAGAUUGCUGUAAACAUGUCACAGGUGAAACACAGGAGUGCUGUAGAAAUCAACAAAGCCCGGCGGGACUGGAAACAAACCAAUCACACUGACUUCCUUUCUCUCUCAAGCACACACACAGACACACACAGACACACACAGACACACACAGACACACACAGACACACACGGACACACACAGACACACACUGAGGCAUUUCAACGGCCGACAGAGACUUGAUGCUUUAACACCUGAAACACAUCAGAACUUUAUUUCAAGGUCAGUGCUUUUAUUUAAAGACCUGUGAGGAGAAAACAAUGAAAUAUCAGCUUCUGCUGCUUUGGACUCUGACAGCGUUUGUCAGCUGUGCCGAAGACAGUGAGUACACUUUUUCUAAUCUUUACAUGAAAGAGCAUGUGAAAAAUUAUCACUUUUUAAGUUAGAAGAAGCAGCUGCAAAGACACCGGAUGGUACAUGCUUUUUGUUGAAUGUUUCUUUUUCUUGCACAGCGAUUAAAGAUGUAAAAGUGG
Messenger RNA from Cololabis saira (Pacific saury), 3577 nucleotides. Its product is annotated as transmembrane protein 25. The record is from RefSeq and is a predicted model, not a curated record. Bases 553 to 1731 code for a protein of 392 amino acids. Gene Ontology annotation, biological process: negative regulation of excitatory postsynaptic potential. The transcript has 11 exons. NCBI's taxonomy places the organism in Eukaryota, Metazoa, Chordata, Actinopteri, Beloniformes, Belonidae.